Molecule: messenger RNA, 543 nt
Organism: Thlaspi arvense
Lineage: Eukaryota; Viridiplantae; Streptophyta; Magnoliopsida; Brassicales; Brassicaceae
Source: the annotation of a GenBank genome assembly
AUGUCACCGGAGGAAUACGCCAAAGAAUCCGGCGAUCUUGGAGGAACCGAACUGACCCUAGCCCUGCCCGGCGCUCCCAUAAAGGCAUCGGACGGUCAGCAAAAGUCCGGAAACAAACGUCGUAGAUUCAUCGAGACCAUUGACUUGAAACUCGGGGAAGGACAAGUGGACGAUUACAUCUCAUGCAACACUUAUGACCGAUUGGUAGGGUGGCCGCCGGUGAGUACGGCGAGGCGGAGGAAACACGUGAAAGUUGCGGUGGAUGGUGCGGCCUAUCUCAGAAAAGUCGAUCUAGGGAUGUACGAUUGCUACGGUCAACUCUUCACCGCUCUAGAAAACAUGUUUCAAGGGCACGUAACAAUAUGUAAGGUGACGACUGAGUUGGAGAGGGGCGGAGAGUUUAUGGCAACUUACGAGGAUAAGGACGGUGACUGGAUGUUGGUCGGAGAUGUGCCGUGGAUGAUGUUUGUGGAAUCGUGCAAACGUAUGCGGUUGAUGAAAGCCGCGGAUGCUAUUGGGUUACGUUCAGCCAAUUCCAAAUAG